Messenger RNA from Bacidia gigantensis, 939 nucleotides. RefSeq lists its product as uncharacterized. Lineage: Eukaryota; Fungi; Ascomycota; Lecanoromycetes; Lecanorales; Ramalinaceae. The transcript has a single exon. Gene Ontology annotation, cellular component: cytoplasm. The coding region runs from base 1 to 939 and encodes 312 amino acids. Gene Ontology annotation, biological process: biosynthetic process. Gene Ontology annotation, molecular function: isomerase activity. The record is from RefSeq and is a predicted model, not a curated record.
AUGUCGAUGCCCAAUAGUCUAGACUUUGCGACCGUUGAUGUGUUUACCCGCACCCGCUUCAAAGGCAAUCAGCUUGCCAUCGUCAAACUGCCAGCUGAGGCGGAAGGUCUCAACCAGCAGACGAAACAAGCCAUUGCCCGUGAAUUCAACUUCUCUGAAACGGUCUUUCUGCAUGCCCCUAGACCUGAUUCCCAGGAGCGUCGCCUCGAUAUAUUUACCUCUACGCAGGAAUUGCCAUUCGCUGGGCAUCCUAUCAUUGGCAGCUUAGUUCAUGUAGCUCAGAGCACCUCCCCGCCAUUAGAGAAUGUGAAAUUCGUCCUGAAGGCUGGUCCACUUGUUGGCAGGUACAAUCGGCGGACGCUGCAGGCAGAGGCUGAAGUCCCGCAUAAGGUCCACAUCCACGAAGCGAAAGCCCGCAGGAGCGAUUUCCUCGACAGGCAACCCAUCGACAGGCUUCCUCAGGAUCCAAAAUACAGCCAUUUCCCUUUCGUCUCUAUUGUCAAAGGGAUGACAUUUGCGUUGAUCGAAGUACCUGAGCUCGCAAAUCUUAGCGCACUAGAUCCGUCCGCGCAGAUUGACCCAGAUUCCGUUUUAAGCCUCGACGAAGGUUGGGAGCCUUCACUCACAGCUUCUUACUACUAUACGCUUACGGGAACCUUGCAAACCGAAACGACGAUCCGGAGCAGAAUGUUCUCACCACGCAUUGAAGAGGACGCAUGUACCGGAAGCGCAGCCUGCACUCUGGCAUCAUACCUCUCGCUUCUGCGUAGCGAAGCUGACAAAACGUAUGCAUAUGUGAUCGAGCAAGGGGUCGAAAUGGGCCGCACAGGUGAGAUACACGUGACGGUCACGCUGGACAGCAGCGGUAAAAGCGUCGAGAAGGUCGUUCUUGCUGGAAGUGCUGUGGAUGUUACGUCAGGCUGUCUGAUGUUACCCUGA